This is a messenger RNA of Verticillium dahliae VdLs.17, 2586 nucleotides long. RefSeq lists its product as uncharacterized. Lineage: Eukaryota; Fungi; Ascomycota; Sordariomycetes; Glomerellales; Plectosphaerellaceae. The record is from RefSeq and is a predicted model, not a curated record. Bases 1 to 2193 code for a protein of 730 amino acids. The transcript is spliced from 2 exons.
AUGACGCACAACGCAACACACUCCAGUGCGGCAUCAGCCGUCAUGUCUUGGGCGGCGCAGACUUCCAACAUGCCCUCCAUUGCCGACGAGGACAUUGGCGACGUCGAUGAACCCCCCGAUUCGCGUCUGCCCUACUCGCCCAUGAAGAGCACCUUCACUCGCAACCCGAUUCGCAACUCGGUGGACGUCCACCACCACCAGUCGCUGCUCACCAAGGCUCUGCACUACGAACCUGAAGAAGAGCACACCGAACCUCGGUCUUCGCUUCACCUCUUUGGUCUUCGACGCUGCACUACGAGCAACGCCAGCAUUGCCUCGACCGCCGACUUGACUAGCGAUACGGGCAUGACCAGCCCAUCGCGGACCAACACACCCAGUCCUCCCCUACCUGAACUCCGCUUCCUGAAGCUGAACAACGAGCCGGCCCGUGCCGCGAAGGAGGCCCCUCUUGCAGGAGGAGAGGAGUCCCAGAAGACUGCGCCACCUAGGAAACGAUGCAUCCAGUUUGCGUGCGCCGCGAAGCCCACCGCAGCGCCCAAGCCUGUUGAGGCACCGAAACCCCAGGAUCAGGCCAUCGAGCCCAAGCCUGAUGCGCCUCGCAAGCGGUGCAUCAAAUUUGCUUGCCCUGCUCCUCGACCUGUCAACCAAUCCACCCCUCCCCAACACGUUGAGCACCUCGAGGCUGCCGCUUCUCGUCUGCAGCCCCACACCCCCGACAGCUCUCCUGCCACUGUCAGGAAGCAUCGCUUCUCCUCGAGCCACUCACGGUCUCCCCGCCCCCCGGCGGCGCGCCGCUCCUCCCGCGACCCUGCUCGCAAGCCCAUGUCCACCAAGAAGUACAUUACUGUGGACGACAAGGAUCUUCAGAAUGAAGCAUCCCGCUUCCACGAGUUUGCCAGCGACGACCACUGUGACGAGGACUGGAUGCGAGAGACUGUUCCUGUUGCAGGCCGCAAGAUGACCGUCAAUGAUACCCUGGCGAAGGAGAAUGAGAUUCGCAAGCUCGCUAAAGAAGCCGAAGAGGAGGCCGAUGAAGAGGAAAACGAUGACGAGACGGCCAUCGAUGACGAUGACGACCUCAACGCCACCGCCGGCGAAGAGGAGGAGGAUGAGGACGAGGACGAGGACGAUGAUGACAUUGACGACGGUCUCUCCGGCUACGUUACCGAGGAUGAGGACGAUGAUUCCAUCGGUUAUCACACUGACGAGGAGACUGGCUUUGCCGACUCGGACGACGAGGCUGAUGACGACCUUCAGCUAUGGACUCCCGCGCAGCCCGCCCUCCGCCUUUCCGGUCCUUCAUCUGCAACACCUGUUGGACGUCGUGCGUCUAUCGGCCAUCAGUCCGAUUCUUCCCUCGGCUCUAUCAGCAGCGUUCGGGCUGUCCGUUCUGGCAAGUCUCGUCGCAUCAAGAUCCGCCCUGGCACUCCUGAGCUUCCUGACAGUACCGACUUUGUCUGCGGUACCCUUGAUGAGGACCGUCCCAUCGAAGACGCCUAUCUCUCGUGUCUUGCUGCCCGCAGGCGUGAGAAGCUUCACGUCAUUCCUCAGGACAUCGACCUACACGCCAGCGAUGACGAUGACGUCUGGCUGCACGGCGAGAUGGACGACCUUGACCACCAGCAAGAGAGGCGCAGCCGCAAGAAGAAGAGCGAGCACAGCUCUCCCAAGCGUUAUCACUCGCCGCCCCCAAAACAGCGUUACCACUCGCCUCCUCCCAAGAACCGCGGUCGCUCACCACCCCCCAAGAGGUUGUUUGACCGCCGUUCUCCUUGCCGCAUGGGGUCGCCUGCUCUUCAGGUCGUCAGGUCACCGCCUGCGUCUCUGCGUACCGGGCCUCAGGCCAUCGCCUUCAAGGAGCUUGCCUCCCGCCCGGGUCUCACCAUGACCAAGUCGUUGCCUCGCCCAGCCGCAUGGUUCAACAUGCGCAACGGCCGUCGCAACAAGGCAUUGAUGCCCAACGCUCAUGACAACGAUGUUCACAUUCGUAGUGCCAUCGACAUUGUCAAGGGGUUGGAGCAGAAGCGCCAACGUCGCAAGGAGAAGUACUAUCAGAAAUACUGCAACCGCGCCCGCAAGGGACAGAAGCCAGAGCGCAAGCCCAUGCCUGGCAUGGGCUGCGUUCGCAUGAGGGAACUCGGUUUGCUCAUGGCUGGCAAGAUUGACCAGGGCAAUUAUGUCUUGUCUGUCUGAGUGGCCACUUCACAGGUCCAUUUUCUUAGUCUUCUUCCUCGUCUUGUAUUUUUUGCAUAGGGGCCACAUUACACCCCCGAGUACGGCGUUCAGCAUUGGCUUUUGCCAGGGAGCUUACAGCAGCAUCAGCAUGAUCCACACGUUCCUGUUUAUUUUCUUUGUCUGCUUCACUUCAUGGCACAUAUUUUCUACACUUAAAGAGAGCCUCGAAUUGGGAGGAAGACUCUGUAUAUACUUUGACGACCGAGAGUGAGUAGGAGGGAGCCGACGGCAGCAGCGAAGGCUCGAUACCCUGGGAUAGCUCAUUCGCUUGCAUGGGAUGGUCCGGAGAGACCACUGGGGAGCAUUUAUAAUGACACGGGCGGCUUUGCCGUUCUGACGAUGAAUUUUCUG